AACAAUUAUUUUAAUAAUUUUUCGGUCUUGUACUGAUUUUGAUUAAUUUCUAAAAAAUAAAAUCAAAGGGAGUCCAAAUUAUGUCACUUUAGUUGUGAAUGCGAGGUGUGGUAGAACAAGAACUGAUAAGACAGGCACGACUGUUAUACUAAAUGUUCUCUGUUUUAUUAUACAUUUACAAAAGGGCAGAAAUGCUAACCUAAAAACUAACCUAUCCAACUUAACCUUCCCUGUUAAAAUAUUACGAGGUUUUGUUCUUUUAAUUUGUAGUAAACGAACAAAAUGAGAUACGCUCAACUUGUAAUGGGACCCGCCGGUAGCGGAAAGUCUACGUAUUGUUCUGCUAUGCAACAACAUGCAGCUGACGAAAGAAAAGUAAUAGAUGUAGUAAAUUUAGAUCCAGCGGCAGAAUAUUUUGAUUACGAACCUCUAGUUGACAUAAGAGAAUUGAUUCAAUUAGAUGAUGUCAUGGAAGAUGAUGAAUUACGAUUUGGACCUAACGGUGGUCUCGUAUUUUGUAUGGAAUACUUGAUAGAAAACUCAUCUUGGUUGGAAGAAAAACUAGGCGAUGUAGAUGACGACUAUAUAAUUUUCGAUUGUCCAGGCCAGAUAGAAUUAUAUUCACAUAUGACAGUCAUUCGUCAAUUAAUAACAAUGUUACAAAAUCUGAAUUUUCGUAUUUGUGGAAUCUUUUUGGUAGAUAGUCAAUUUAUGAUCGAUGGAUCGAAGUUUUUAUCAGGCACAAUGGCCGCGCUUAGCGUGAUGAUUAAUUUAGAAUUACCACAUAUUAAUAUCCUUAGUAAAAUGGAUUUAUUAUCCAAAAAUGCGAGAAAACAAUUAGAUAAGUACUUAGAACCUGAUCCACACAGCUUAUUAGCAGAUAUGGAAAAAGAUUCUUGGAAUGAAAAGUAUCGGAAUCUUACUGAAGCUAUAGGUAGACUUAUAGAAGAUUACAGCUUAGUACGUUUUUAUCCGUUAAAUAUAAAAAAUGAAGAAAGUAUGGCAGAUAUUAAAUUAACAAUCGAUAAUAUAAUUCAAUACGGAGAGGACGAUGAUGUUAAAAUCAGAGAUUUUGAUGAACCUACUGAAGAUGACGAUAAAGAUAUGAAUUAUGAUAUAAAUACAUGAAAAUAAUUUUAGAUAAUAAAGUAUUUUUUCUAACAA
Molecule: messenger RNA, 1164 nt
Organism: Osmia lignaria (orchard mason bee)
Lineage: Eukaryota; Metazoa; Arthropoda; Insecta; Hymenoptera; Megachilidae
Product: GPN-loop GTPase 3
Molecular function (GO): GTPase activity
Source: RefSeq, a predicted model, not a curated record